Molecule: messenger RNA, 2064 nt
Organism: Effrenium voratum
Lineage: Eukaryota; Dinophyceae; Suessiales; Symbiodiniaceae
Source: the annotation of a GenBank genome assembly
AUGGCGGUUUCUUCGCUGGCAGUGCAGCCUGUGCACGCCAGCAGCGCCAGUUCUGCAGCACGCCUCUCCUCUAUAGGUCGAAGGUCAUAUGUGUCUAUACGGGGCCUGGAGGCAGUGCUUGCAGAUGUGAAGCAGUUGGGCGAGCUCCCUGACAGUGUAUCUCGCAGGACCAUCAAAAGGCGUAGGGAUGAGCAGCUGGCGGAAUGCAGCACCGAGUUCGGACCUUUGAUGCAGUUCAUGGAUGUGCCUGAGGAGGACAAGCCCGGAGAAGUUGUCAAGGUGCCCAUCCUCCCUCCAGCAGCUUGGUUGGCGUCUGCGACGUAUCAGUGCGCUGGGUGGAGGUCCUUCUUUCAGGCACGGCUCCAAGCCAGCCCAUGCAGCCAUACGGCGCCGUGGAAGAUAGUGGUCUAUGCUGAUGAAGUGAGCCCGGGGAACCAGCUCAAACACUGCAACGCUCGUAAACUUCAAGUUCUGUAUUGGUCAUUUUGGGAACUUGGUCCACAUGCUCUUAGCACUGAAUCUUGUUGGUUCCCAUUAAUGGCCGUACGGUCAUGCCUGGUGCAGAAACUUGGCGGCAUGUCAAAGCUGUGGCGGCAGGCUAUGGAAUUGUUUUUUACCGGCCAUGAUUUCCGAACAGGCCUGUAUUUGAGAACAUAUGGCACCUUGGUCUUUGCCGACAUCGGUGUCCUUGUUGCAGACGAAGCGGCCAUCAAGCAGGCCCUGGAAAACAAAGGCGCCUCAGGGACAGUUCUUUGUUGCCACUGCUCCAACGUCAUCGACUUCAAGAGCCAGCUUCAGUGGCAUGACCGGUCCGGCGAGUUGGUGAGCUCUUUGAGCACUGAUGUGAGGUCAUGGCGCCUUCACACAGAGAACAGUGUGAAGCAACUCAUUGCUUUUUUGCAGGAGCAGCGCUCAGUUCUGAACCUCGGGCAGUUUGCCAAGUUGGAGCAGUCUCUCGGCUUCAACUUCCGUCCUCACGGCCUGCUGGCACAGCCCGAAUGGGGCCCAAAGUUUGUGGAGAGAACAAUGUUCGAUUGGAUGCAUGUGUACUUGGUACAUGGCGUGGCCAACGUGCAAUGUGGCCUGGUGGUCGGCGUUUUGGCACGACAUGGCUUCAGCAUCAAGCACAUGCGCGAAUUUGCGCAAGGUUUCAACUGGCCAGCUCGGCUUCGAGGAGCAGCGCCCAAGACUGUGCUCGACAAACGGGGCGCCAGCGAGCCCAUCAAGUGUAGCGCCAGUGAGCUGCUGAACUUUGUACAACUGCUGAGAGCCUUUGUUCUUCUUUUUGUCUGCUCGACGGAGCCAGCCCAGAAGGUCAAGGACGUGGUAGAGUGUUUUUUUCUGCUUUGCGAGAUCCUUGACACAUAUACGACCUUGCCACAUCGAAGGCAUGAUGCCAACAUGCUCUUGCAGACUGUCCAGCAGCAUCUGGAGACCUUCAAACGCAUCCAUGGCGUUGAUCACUGGACAACAAAAUUUCACUUAUCCCUCCACUUGCCCUCGCAGCUGAAGAAGCACGGAUGCUUGGUAAGCUGCUUCGUGCACGAGCGCAAACACAAAUGCGUCAAGCGGGUUGCAAAUCAUGUUUUGGACACUAGCAAGGCCUUCGAGUCAUCAGUCUUGCAGGACAUCGUUUACCGGCAGUUCGAUGUUAUGAAGUCUCCUGCAGAAAUGCCUGGUUCCGCUGUGUCUCUGGUCAAUGCCAGGGCGGCCCCAAAGCGGCUUGCCAACGUGGUCAGGCAAAGCUUGGGCGCUCUCGAGGACGCCGUGGUUGAAUCAGCAGCGGACGCAAUCCACGCAGGAGGGUAUACUGUGGCCAGAGGCGAUAUAGCUUCGAUCCAGCUAUAUCAUGCUGCCCAGGUGGAGAAGCGCGUCGGCCGUAUCGAAUUCCAUGCUGCCGUGGGGCAGGUCACAUGGUCAUGUGUGCACCUUUGGGAUACUGUGGACGGCUUCAUGUACAGAGUCAAGGACAACCCAGUCCUGAUUCCUACUGAAUGGAUCUUGGGCACAUGCCCUUGGUCUCAACGCGAUGGUGCUGCAAUUGUACUUUUGCCGCCCACUUAA